AUGAUCAAUCGAGUUACGUUAGCUGGUGGUUGUUUCUGGUGUCAUCAGGAGAUCUUCAAGAACUUGAGGGGUGUGGAAGAGUGUGUGGUGGGAUAUUGUGGAGGGGUGGCCGGUGUUGUACCCACUUACGAGACAGUGGAUGACACCGACCAUGCAGAGGUGGUACACAUUGUCUACGACGAUGAUCUCAUCAGUCUCGACCAGCUCUUCGACGCCUUCUUUUUGGUACACGACCCGACUCAACUCGACCGGCAAGGCGAAGAUCAAGGACGUCAGUACCGCAGCGCCAUAUUCGUGCACAACGCCAAAGACCUGCAGACGGCCCAGGAUGCAAUAGGCCGUGCCAAGAAGCUCUGGGAAGUAGAGGGAGCUCACAUACCAAGAACGGUAGUCACCACUGUACAACUUGUACCGGUGUCAGACUUUUAUAGGGCUGAAGACUACCACCAAAACUUCGCUGUCAAGAACCCAAAGAAUGAGUACUGCAAACGCGUCGUAAACGAAAAGGUUAGGGACGCCCGCAAGCUUCUCAGAGACCUCAUGAAACCGACCUCUGCACCUGUUCCAAACCGCCCAGAACUCCCGGCUGCCGAGAGCAGUGAAUCCAAGCAGCUGCCCUGUAACUAG
Messenger RNA from Gregarina niphandrodes, 627 nucleotides. RefSeq names its product peptide methionine sulfoxide reductase. The record is from RefSeq and is a predicted model, not a curated record. NCBI's taxonomy places the organism in Eukaryota, Apicomplexa, Conoidasida, Eugregarinorida, Gregarinidae. The coding region runs from base 1 to 627 and encodes 208 amino acids. Gene Ontology annotation, molecular function: peptide-methionine (S)-S-oxide reductase activity. The transcript has a single exon.